UCUGAAGGAACUGGUAGGGAAGGGGAGUGGUUGCUUGGUGGUCCGGGGGAGGGGAUGAGGCAGAGUGGAGAGGAGGGAGCAGAACCAGAGUCUCACUUUGAGGUCCUGGUCUGCCUCGGGCGUGAAUGCUGCCGCGGUGACUCCAGACCUGAGCCGACAACUGAGCCUCGGACCUGACCCCGCUUUCUCCACUGAGGGCUGCAUCUGCAAUUAACGACCGGGGGUGGGGUCACUUUGUGCACUGAGCAAAACUUGGACUUUCUGCAAACCUUUCCCCACCCGCCGCCUCCUUAUAUGUUACCGCCAGACCCCCUGCGGAGGUGAAAAGGUCCACUGACCCCCCGGCGAUGGAGUACCUCAACUUGUGCGUGGUGUUUUCCUGCUGGAUGGCGUGUGCAGACUCCCUGGGGUCCUCCGACACGCCCAAGGCUCCCGUGCCCAUUCCCCACGACAAAAUGCUGGUGAUCACCGUGGCAACGGAACAAACUGACGGCUUCCUCCGCUUUAUGCAAUCUGCUAACUAUUUUCACUACGCUGUGAAGGUGUUGGGAUUGGGAGAGGCGUGGAAGGGUGGUGACGUUGGACGAUCUAUAGGUGGAGGACAAAAAGUCAGACUACUGAAGGAGGCCAUGGAAGGUUUAGCGGAGCAGGAAGAUCUGGUGGUCCUCUUCGUGGAUAGCUAUGAUCUUAUCUUCGCCGGGGGACCAGAGGAGAUUCUCAGGAAGUUCCAGCAAGCCAAUCACAAAGUCAUUUUUGCUGCAGAGGGCUUGGUCUGGCCAGAUAAGAGGCUGGCUGACAAGUAUCCCUCGGUUCGCAGUGGCAAGCGCUACCUCAACUCAGGAGGAAUAAUUGGGUAUGCACCGUACAUAAACCGAAUUGUUUCACAGUGGACCCUUCACGACAACGACGACGACCAGCUCUUCUACACUAAGAUAUUUGUGGACCCUCUACAAAGAGAGUCUCUCAAUAUGACUUUGGACCACAAAUGCCAGAUUUUCCAGAACCUGAAUGGAGCAAUCGACGAAGUACUUUUGAAGUUUGGAACUGACCGCGUGAGAGUUAGGAACAAGAUGUACGACUCUCUGCCAGUGGUUGUUCACGGCAACGGGAACACUAAAAUGUACUUGAACUACUUGGCCAACUACGUCCCCAACACCUGGAACUACGAACACGGCUGCAGCCACUGUGACGACCACGUCCUGGACUUGUCUCAGGUGAAAGAGUACCCCAACGUGCUGGUUGGCGUCUUCAUUGAGCAACCCACGCCGUUCCUUCCCGAGUUCUUCCAGCGGCUGAUGACGUUGGACUAUCCCAAAGAUAAACUCAAGGUUUUUGUCCACAACAACGAGGUUUACCACGAGAGGCACAUCCAGAAGUUCUACGAAGCCCAUAAGAACGUGUUCAAGAGUUUCAAGGUGGUUGGACCGGAAGAGAAUCUGAGCCAGGGAGAGGCCAGAAACAUGGGCAUGGAUCUCUGCCGCCAGGACUCCACAUGCGACUACUACUUCAGCAUUGACUCAGACGUGAUGCUCACCAACGGGCAGACGCUGAAGCUCCUCAUCGAGCAGAACAGGAAGAUAAUCGGCCCCCUGGUCACCCGCCACAGCAAGCUGUGGUCCAACUUCUGGGGAGCUCUGAGUCUGGACGGUUAUUACGCUCGCUCGGAGGAUUACGUCGACAUCGUGCAGAGAAAACGGGUGGGUUUGUGGAACAUUCCUUACAUGGCGCACAUAUACCUGGUCCAGGGCGGCGCUUUGAGGAAGGAGCUGAAAGAAAGGAACUACUUUGUUCUUGAGAAACUGGACCCGGACAUGGCUCUGUGCAAACACACCAGAGACCUGACCAGUCACAGAGAAAAAGAAUCCCCUUCUCCGGAAUCAUUCCAUAUGCUCAGGCCCCCAAAGGGAAUCUUCAUGUACUUAACGAACCGCCACAGCUUUGGAAGGCUCAUUUCCACAGCCAAUUAUAACACCUCUCGUUCUAACGGUGACCUGUGGCAGAUCUUUGAAAACCCUCUGGACUGGAAGGAGAAGUACAUCCACCCCAACUACAUGAAGAUUUUUACUGAGAACGACAUCGAAGAGCCUUGCCCAGAUGUGUUUUGGUUCCCGGUCUUCACAGAAAGAGCCUGUGACGAGCUGGUGGAGGAGAUGGAGAACUUUGGUUCGUGGUCGGGGGGCAAACACGAGGACAAGAGGAUAACCGGCGGCUACGAGACGGUGCCCACAGACGACAUCCACAUGAAGCAAAUAGGCUUCGACAAAGAGUGGCUCCACUUCAUCCGAGAGUUCAUCGCGCCCGUCACCCUCAAAGUCUACUCCGGCUACUACACCAAGGGUUACGCCGUCAUGAACUUCGUGGUCAAGUACACACCCGGGAGGCAGUCGUACCUCAGGCCUCACCACGACUCCUCCACCUUCACCAUCAACGUGGCGCUCAACAACAAAAACACCGACUUUCAGGGCGGAGGCUGUCGUUUCCACCGGUACAACUGUUCCGUAGACUCGCCCCGGAAAGGCUGGAGCUUCAUGCACCCCGGACGACUGACCCACCUCCACGAAGGUCUACCGACCACCAACGGCACGCGCUACAUCGCCGUGUCCUUCAUUGACCCCUAGAACUUUGGAUCGAUCUUCAAAUUUGUGUCUCCUUUUGUUCAUUUGCAACCAACACAAAAAACCGUAUGACGACCCGGCAUGACUUUAUCAGGUCUCCACGGGAUUUGCAAGGACCCGAUUGAUUGGCUUCUUAUCGGUACAGUUUUUGGCUGUCGUCUUGUACCCCAAAACCUAUCCUGAGCAGCUCCAUGUACAGUAGGGAAGGGGUUCCUAUGGCCUAUCGCAGUUUGCUGAAAAUUAUGGAAAGCGCCACUCUGAAGUUGGAAUUGCCACAAGACACAUUUUAAGAUAUCAAAAAUAAUGCCAUCUAGUGGCCGACGUAGAUAGCGCAAUUUUGUCACAUUUCAUGUGUCAGGUAAACUCUG
Nerophis lumbriciformis (worm pipefish) is the source of this 2983-nucleotide messenger RNA. RefSeq names its product procollagen-lysine, 2-oxoglutarate 5-dioxygenase 2 (gene plod2). Gene Ontology annotation, biological process: peptidyl-lysine hydroxylation. Gene Ontology annotation, cellular component: endoplasmic reticulum. The record is from RefSeq and is a predicted model, not a curated record. Gene Ontology annotation, molecular function: L-ascorbic acid binding; procollagen-lysine 5-dioxygenase activity; iron ion binding. NCBI's taxonomy places the organism in Eukaryota, Metazoa, Chordata, Actinopteri, Syngnathiformes, Syngnathidae.